AAACAGCAGGAAUGGCGAUGCACACAGAUGCGGAACUGAAGAGUCUGCUGCUGGACUACAUCUUGACUUCAUGAAAUAAGGGGCAAGUAGUUAUAGUGAUCUCAAUUUUGUAAGUUGGUCGUGGUUCGUAGCGCAAACGUUUUUAAAUACACCACGGUGUAAUUCGAUCGAGCAAUUUUUUUUUGAAGAUGCCGAUGCUCCUGUCGUAUUGGACGAUCCCUUAUGUGGCAAUUCAGGAUACGCGUUUGGUGUACUUGUACAACGUCGGACUCGUCGCUAUUGUGGGGUGGCUGUUCUUCAACGUUUUCGUUGACCAGAUCUACCUAGAAUCCGAUGCGUUGCAAGGGGUAGCUCGUCUGCGGCUACGGAGCAGCAACUUGCUAUGAACGGAGACAAUUUUUGCUUCUGGUACUAGUUCUGGUAGUUCUAAUCUAAGUAUGCCUUUGCCAACUGAUCUGCUUGUGUGUUUUUUGUUUUGAUGCGUAUCGUUUUUCGGGAUCGCUGUCGCCUACCAAAUGUAGAUGUAUAUCAUUAUCAUGUUCGUUCCCUCUUGGGGUUCAGUGUAUCAGUGACGGGUGCGCCUUCUUGUGCUCCUAAGUUUGUGGCUCUGUCUCCCUCUCCCGCUGUGUGGUUCUCUUGCAGCCGAGUGCACAAAUUUAAUACGUUGCAUCCCGGCCCGCCGCGUCUUUCCGCUUCCUUCCACCGUGAUGCGUAGAACUUGCAGCACGUGAGCGCGUAGCUGCUGUCUGUAGUGGUAGCGCGCAUCAUGCCGGAAGGCCGUAACGGUCGACUUCUGAGAUGUAUCGCGUAGCUCCCACGUUUGUCGUAGCUCAUAUUUGUAGCAAGUAAACCUUGCAGCACUUCCUCCGCCCUGCCUCGGCGUUUGUAGACGCCGGGGGCACGUGGGCGGUAUCGAGCUCGCUCCAAGUAACUACGGGCUCGACUACCUCGAGUACCAUCCAUGCCUAUUCUAAUAAACGACCCCGCACGCGCACAGUGGGGCAGUCAGGAGCACUCCGAUGCCAGGACUAGAACCAAUGCGAUUUCUCGCGUAUCCGGGCAGUCCUUCUCUUACGCUCACUGGGAUGCAGAUACUGCGGGCCAGUCAAUCGGGGAUACCCUUUUCGUCGUCACAAGAAUAAAGGACGUGCUAGAAAAAUGCGUGAUUUCGCACCCGCCAACAGGAGUGGAUCGAGAUGAAGUUGAAGCCUCUGGCGCAAAGGCCCAUGAAUCAUCCGCACUAGCCGAAAAUAGCCAGGAUGAAGUUGAAGACGAAGAUGCCCUUGCCGCUGACUUUGCUGCAACACUCGUUGCGGAAGACUCUGGGUGUGUUACGGCUGCAGAGAUACAAUAGCUUAAUUUUAUUAAUACCUCGAGCAUGAUAUUGAUGCUGUCAGUAUGCGGACAUGAGAAUAAGGGCAUAUACUAUACUCUAGUUUACUAGUGAAGAGGGUAGGGAAAACACAAAGAAUAAAAGUACUAUGCGUCUUACUAGGUGGUGGGCCUGCACACCCAGAAGAUAUCGCAUUUUUUGGGUUACCAGUAAGCUGCAAGAGUGUCAUAUUGUAAAAUCUGAGACCAUUUGCAAUUCCAAUUGCAUAGCUUUAAUUACCGACAAGAGGGCUACACACGUGUUUCGCGGUUAGACCGAUAUGUCGCAGGCCUCGAGUUUUUCAGGGUCGCGAUCACGGCUCACGCGGAAGCCGUUGAAUUCUGUGCCCAGUUUCGCAAAGCAGUCAGGGAGAGUUCGCAGCAUACUGCGUCUGCAACUACAGCUUUGUGUCCCUAUGUUACGGCAGAUGUGAUGACGAAGCCGCCCCUAUGAGCCUUACCGACGAUCACGUCCUUCAGUAGGAGGAACCCCUAGCAGAUGAAACUGAAAGUCCUCUAGUGUUGUAUACUAUAAGACAAUUCGAAUUGCAAUCUGAAUCUUCUAGUUCUAAAGACCGUUACUGAUAUUGGGCAAUCGAUCAUCCCCAUGUUGAACUGUAGGUCGCACCUGUAUUGCAUUUUCCUUUCAUCAUGACCCCAAUCGAAGAGAAACGCUUUUUGUGCGGAAGGAGCAGGCUACUAGGUUGAGUUUUUUUCUAACAUAAUCUAUUCCACACGAAAUCCGGCUGCAGCUGGAGAGUUACUUGGGCGCGACGGUGCUAUGAUUCGCGCUGUGUCGACGACAUCAAAGUCUAGCCUAACAACGCAUAAGAUACGGCCAUUUCUUAUCGCACUGCUGGCACUCUUUGUCUAUAAGAAUUCCUUAAAGAGAGGGGAGCAGACAUAAGGUUUGAAAUUUUCCAUCUUCGUUUCCCAUCUUUGAUCACUUUCAUUUACCGGCGAAGAGGCGUCAACAUCUGCGGAGAAGGCAGUGGAGAAAGGAAGCGAUGCUGGCUCACUCAGCGGGGAUGCAGAAGCUUUGAGGGAACGCCGAAUGAAUGAGACACGGACAACAAGGCCAACAUCAACAGCGCUAGAAGAGGGAACCAGCGCAUCGCCUCUUGAACAAGAUGCUGUAAGCACAGAAGCGACACCACGUAACUCAGCAGAAGAGGAUGUACGUGAUAGAAAACCCGAACCCGGAGGAGCGCGAGUCGGUGAAAGCGGCGAACUCGAAGGACCACAGGUGGCAUUUCAAGAAGGACAAGAGGCGGCCGUUGCCGACGAUCCUGCGAAAGUAUCGUUCUUAGAAGAUGCUACUGAGGCGAUUACGCCCGUAGAACUAGAUGAUGCCGCACUUGAAAAAUCGACGGUUCAAACUGCGUCUGAACAGCCUGCUCGGAUACUGAUUAUGGUUUUUCAGUCAUUCAUUCUCGUUCACUUUUUCAACGUGAACAGCCAGAUGGCAUAUCGUAACUAUAAAAGAAAAAGUUUAAGUUCCUGGGUUACUUCAUCGGGACAAGCAGGCGGGGCUCUGGCUCUCCCAGUACAACUUCUGGAGUCGUCAAACCUUAUUCAUUGUUAUUCUACUACGAAUCAAAUCGAUCACGCCAACUUCAGGUUCUGGCUCAGAACUGCUCUAAGUAACAAAAAGAGCCCAAGGCUGCUGUUGAAAUUCCUCUGAGUGAGAUCCUUACCGCUGCAGGUAUAGGAUCCCUAGACGAGGCAGAGCCUGAUGGCACGGUAAUCCGGGAAAAAGGGUCGCUCAUAGUUGUGACGGUACAUUUUUCAGCCGACCACGGACAGAUCUCCUUCUGGCGAGCGCUCAAAGCAGCGUGGUAUUAAGGGUAGGCUAACGGUGUUCCUGUCACCGUUUGUUAUGGGUCUCCUAAGGGAGACAGGCAUCACAAGCGGGAUAAACGAACACCAAACGCCUACCUCUAAUGGUACGACUUCACGAACUCCUCACUUCCCACGCUUCCCGAGUUGAUUGUAGGACCUUUGCUUCUGGGCAGCUCUAGUAGUGCUGAAAAAGACACACAGCGAGACCACGAGGAGAAAAAACUUUCACAGAUCACGAACAAACGAGCGACUUCUCAAGGUGAAGAUGACGGGGGUGGCACACAAAAAAAUCGCAAGACUACAUCUUCACCAAAGCCACAAGAUGCAAUCCUCCUCCCGCACAAAUACACGAUAACAGCGGAACGAGUACCGUACUCGGAAUACAAGACACGCGAAGUGACACCACAUCAAUUCGUUAACACGGCGCGCCCUAUAUCUAUAACAAAAGAGGAAAUGGAUCCACAAUCGACAUCCACUUCAUCUCGCAGGACACUGUAUCGCAGAGUGCGGACACUUCAUGGGCUGCAGAUGAAGAUAGUCAUUGCAGGCUCGGCGCGUCGCUUCAGUGCCAGCGCAAUGCUUUCAGAAGUGGUGCUAAAAUUUGGUCUACUGGGCCUCCUUUCCCAAACUCUAGAUGUGCUGUGGCAGUACGUUUUUCCGGUCGUGGUCGGCGUCGAUUACAACGAAAAGGUGUAUGGAGUGGUGGGACAGUAGCCGAGUAUUAGCUCGAGCACAAGGUGACAGUGGUGAUUGCAGCAGGACUACGCCUCUGCCGCCACCCAAGUCUAAGGCAGACUUUACUCUAUUUAUAUUAUAAGUAAGUAAUCUCGUUAUUUUCGAGGAACAUUAUUUCGUUCGAGGUCUUUGCCUUUGCGGACGCGCCUUGCGGCUACUGAGAAUUUCAGAAGAUUCAUAUGACGUACACGUUGACGAAACGAUGCUACAUGUCUUUUUUUUCUUCUUUCUUUUCAGUCCUUUUUUCACUCCUCGACGGUUAAAGUUACAGAGCUUCACUUUCAACAUGCAUCACAACACAAUCAGGCACGACGACAUGGAAAAACUGCUUUUUGUGUGAUGUUGACGGCCCUUCAUUUUUGCGUACUUGCUUUUUUUUUACUAAUUUGCAGCUACAAGGUACCAAGCAAAAGUACGCACCCGAGUUAUGUCUUUGGAGACCUUUGACGCAGGGAGAUGUUCAUCUCCGAAUGUAUAGGUAUACCAACAUUACCAAUUUUGGUGGAAGCACUUCUCUGUUUCAAGUUCUGGUGAAUCUUGAUAGAAGCACAGCACUUCCGCGUUAUUGUG
Molecule: messenger RNA, 4518 nt
Organism: Amoebophrya sp. A25
Lineage: Eukaryota; Dinophyceae; Syndiniales; Amoebophryaceae
Source: the annotation of a GenBank genome assembly